Molecule: messenger RNA, 1143 nt
Organism: Fusarium pseudograminearum CS3096
Lineage: Eukaryota; Fungi; Ascomycota; Sordariomycetes; Hypocreales; Nectriaceae
Exons: 2
Coding region: 1-1143 (380 amino acids)
Biological process (GO): branched-chain amino acid metabolic process
Molecular function (GO): branched-chain-amino-acid:2-oxoglutarate transaminase activity
Source: RefSeq, a predicted model, not a curated record
AUGGCUGCCUUUCCUCCUCCUCCUGUCAACACAAUUGACUGGUCCAACGUGGGCUUCAAGGUCCGCGAAGUCAAUGGCCAUGUCGAAUCUACGUACUCUAAAAGCACUGGCAAAUGGACACCUCUACGCUUCGUCGCUGAUCCCUUUAUGCGCAUCCAUGGCAUGGCUCCCGCGUUAAACUAUGGUCAACAAGCCUACGAAGGUCUCAAGGCAUUCCGUACCCCCAACGACGAAGCAAUUACUGUUUUUCGCCCUGACCGCAACGCAAAGCGUCUCCAGCACUCUGCAGAAGUCGUGUCCAUGCCUCCCGUCCCUGAAGAUUUGUUUCUUUCCGCCGUUCGUGCUGCCGUCGCUCUCAACGCAGAGUACGUACCACCCCACGACACAGGUGCCGCUCUGUACAUUCGUCCUCAGCUCUACGGAUCCAGCGCACAGCUUGGUCUUUCGCCGCCAGACGAGUACAUCUUUGCGGUGUUUGUCAUCCCUACUGGUGUCUACCACGGCGCGCACCCCGUCAAGGCGCUGAUUCUGGAGGACUUUGACCGCGCGGCGCCGCAUGGAACUGGUAAUGCAAAGGUUGGUGGAAACUACGCUCCUGUGCUGCGCUGGAGCGACAAGGCGCGUGACGAGGGAUACGGUAUCACGCUGCACCUCGACAGUGUGCGCCACGAGGAGAUUGACGAGUUUAGCACCAGUGGGUUCAUUGGUGUCAAGGUGAAUGGGGAUGAUGUGACGCUUUCUGUCCCUGAUAGCAAGAAUGUCAUCGACAGCGUCACCAGCGACAGUAUCCAAGAGCUUGGACGCAGCUAUGGGUGGAAGGUAGAGAAGCGCGCCAUCAAGUAUGGUGAACUCAAGGAGUUUAGCGAGGUCUUUGCUGCUGGUACAGCUGCGGCGCUUGUUCCUAUUCAAUCCAUCACGCGUCGUGUCGAUGGCAAGGAUGAGAUUGCGACGUAUAUCAAGGAGGGGUCUGAGGAGCCUGGACCUUUGUUCGAGAAGCUUCUCAAGCACUUGAAGGAUAUUCAACUUGGACGGGCUGAGGAUUCUUUCAGCUGGAGAUUCCCUGUUGGGGUCAAGGAUAAGGAGAUUCAGGGUGCUUCUACUGGAGGGAAUGGGGAUGCUACCACUGUUGAUCAGAUGGACUAA